This is a messenger RNA of Zychaea mexicana, 3151 nucleotides long. RefSeq lists its product as uncharacterized. NCBI's taxonomy places the organism in Eukaryota, Fungi, Mucoromycota, Mucoromycetes, Mucorales, Lichtheimiaceae. The coding region runs from base 101 to 3151 and encodes 1016 amino acids. The record is from RefSeq and is a predicted model, not a curated record. Gene Ontology annotation, cellular component: nucleus. The transcript has 2 exons. Gene Ontology annotation, biological process: positive regulation of transcription by RNA polymerase II. Gene Ontology annotation, molecular function: transcription coactivator activity; protein binding.
CCACUUUCUUUUCCAUUCUCUCUAUCCCUCCAACCUUCUUUUCCUUCCACCUCUAUUUGCCACACUACUCCCUCGUUUCCUUCAAUCUUACACUUUUUACAUGGACUUAUUACCAGACGAACUAAUACUACGCAUAUUCUCCUUGUUGACAAAAGAUGCAGAGCAGCUUUUACGAUUAGAGCUCGUUUGUAAAAGAUUCUACAGAAUUACUCAAGAAACCCAAUUAUGGUUUCAAGUGUUUCGAAGCAAUUAUCCCACAUGGAGUUCACAAGUGCAAUGCAAUUCUCGUGCGCAACCCUUGAUCGACUGGAAAGACUUUAUGGUGCAUAUUGCCAAGCAGAAACGUCGAGCACAGUCGUUUUCAUUAGAGUUUGUACCCGACGAAACCAGUAUCGAGGCAAAAAAUAAAGCAGCUGCUUUACGACAGAGCAAAGUACCACAGAAACGUAAAUUGGCUGAACAACAGCAAGAUGACGGCGGAAGCCGAUUACGACCUUCAACAUCCUCACCCCAUUACAAGACUGCAUGUUGCAAUAAUAACAGUAACAGCAGCAGUAUUAACAAACGAUCGCCGUCCCCACACUCAUCCUCGUCUAUGCCAAUCAUUCACCGAUCUUCGAAUACUACUAUUACCUCACCCUCAACGUCAUCGCCAUCACCCACGAAUAUCCAGGACUUGCCUUGGCCAUCCUCUUCGUUACCACCCCUGCCAACUUUACCAUCCUCACCGCAGCACAAUACCACGCCAGUCAACACAACGGCGUCAACACCGAUUCCCAGUCGAGGUGACAGCAGUACCAAUAAUAAUAACGACAAUAACAGCACCAACAACAACUAUGAUUACAACCGCACCCUUUUGGAUCAACUCCAUCGUCAAGUGCAGAACCAAGCAUCAUUAAACACUUUCGAACCCCAGCCAGCACUUUCCCAACUCGCCAAUAUUCGUGAAGAACCCGUCUUUGAACGGCCGAUGCAACAACAACAGCAACAGUUCUACUACCCACCGCCAUUCCGGAUACAGGACCCUUUGGUGGUAGAUAUCGACCGUGUGACAAAAACAGGCGUGGUAGCCACGGGUAAACAUCGCAAAGAACCGCCACAAAAUGGACUCCAUCAUCAUCCGCAACGCUCCGAACACAAGAUUCUGUUUUGGGAGUAUCCGUCUUGGCGACUGAUCCGCGAGUUCGACUUGAGCUUUGCGCCUGCAGACACAUCCUGUCAGAUCACGGGGAUCCAAAGCAUCCGCAUGUUUUCUCCCAACAACAACAACAACCAGGAAGAUGGAAGUGGUAAAGAGACGCACAAGAUUCGAUUGUUCUCACUGGCUAUCGGACAGCCGUUGAUUGUCAACAACCACCAGGAUGAUUUCGAAGGCGAGGACCGAGUCGAUUUAUGGCAAACUGUGCUUAUAUUUCGACUGUUUGAUUGUGGUGCAACGCAAUGCGUGGCACAUUUGAAUAUGGAUGGUCAGCUGUUGGGGCGGGAUGUGUUUUUCUUCUCCGAAGCAUCUUGGUGUCGAUCGAACGAUGGCAACGACGACGGCGAUCACGGACGCAAAAAAGAAGAACAAGAAGAACAAGAAAGUGUUCGAGAAUGGAUGCAAAUUGUCGCGCCAGAAUAUGCCAACUUUGACAUUCAUUACACUGCCUUUAUGUUGGCGAUUGGGCCCGAUUUUCCACAUGUGUCUGGGUGUGGCCGUCUUGUGCGGUUCGAUAUUCGUGGGGAUUGUAGUAUCCUCGAUCCAUCCACAGAGCCCGUUGUUUGGGACUCUAGCAUUCGACGAUUUAUGCCUUUGUUUCCUAUUACGACUGCGGCAACAGUGGCAGGCAACAACGGUGGUGGUGGCAGUAGUAGUAGUAGUAAUGGUGACAUGCGAUUUAAUCGCAGAUUACGGCUUUUGCGAGGCACAAUGGGCGUCAGGCCACGUUCCUAUGGUCCCCCUGCGGCGGUGAUUGCUAGGAUACCGAUGGGCCGAAAAAUCAGUUGCAUGAUCCAUUUUCGACAUCCGCCGCAGCUCAACCAUCUGAUAUGCACAGGCAGUUAUGUCACCGAUGAACUCACUGUUUAUGACUGGCGCUUUGGUUUAAAAGUUGGCGUGUUACCUUGGAAGACCCGAGAUGAACGCAUGCAGCAGCAGCAGCAGCAACAACAACAACAACAACAACAACAACAACUGCAACGGCAGGAAGAGCAACAGCAACAGCAACAGCAACAGCAGCAGCAUGUCGUUGUGACUCCUCAACAGCAUGAUGAAAAUGUAGCGCCACCACCCCCGGCUAAUCAUCUAACAUUUGACUUGGAGCGGUUCAUGUUGGGUCGGGAUGAUAAUAUGGAUUUCCAGCUCGACGACGAUGAAGACAAUGACGGCGAUGAUCGAUCAGUCGUACAGCCUUGGGGAUUAGAAGCUACAAUGGUAUUACCGCCAUACUGGGGCGAUGAACAUAAACCAUGCACAAAAGAAGACUUUGCUCGACGCGGGUUCAGAUUAAUAGCAGUGGGUGACAAUCGUAACGAUCGGUUAGAGAUCAAAGUAUGGGAUAUUUCGUACCUUUUGCGGGUGGACUGGAACCCACUGUCAGGCGAUAACAAUGCAACUGUACAAGGCGAGCAAAGUGAAGAAGGAGUUGAGCAGGAUCACUCGCAACAAUUUUUCUGGUGGAAACGAGGCACACCAAAACUCAAGCAAUUAGCACGACGGAUGUUGAACGAACAAGGAGACUUGUCAUCCUUUAUGAUGGAUGCUAUUGCUGGGUUAGCAACAACAACAACAACAACAACACGAUCAUCAUCAUCAACAGAGGUUGAUUUACCCUAUUCCCCACCCAAAGACACACAGCCAAUGAUUUUGGUACAUCGAUUCGAAUGCAACGGCGAACAAGAUGGCGAUGAGACAGCUAUGCCAGUCAAGUAUACUGCAUACAAUGUUUUACGGACAUCCUUAUUCUUGCUUACGGAGGAAGGGCGGAUCACAGUCAUGGAUAUCGAGACGGGCAAAAUGAUUGGUACGGUGGAUAACGUAGCGGCAGUGCCAGACAUAAUUGGACCGCAGCGGCAGGUGCGAGGAAUCGAUGUCAAUGUAGUAGGAGGCAACGAAAUCGUUGUAACGAGCCGUCAAGGAUUAUUAAGAGGUGCCAUGGUGAACCGUCAAUGA